UAAAUUCAUUCAUAACAAAAUUUCUGACUGUCGUUUCGAUAUUGUAAUAAUUGUAUUCUAUUUUGCUUUGUGCUACAAAUUAAAAAUAAACAUUUUACGUAAUGAAGUUUUGAUUCGAAUUGUGUGUAUUUAUUUUAAACAAUGAUUCCGUCUAACACUAUCUGCGUCUCACAAGAGGGCCCGGCGAAUGCUCUAGCCCUCAACAAGGAUUGUACCCAAGUGGUAAUUGCUGGAAGAAAUGUAUUCAAAGUAUUUUCAAUUGGUGAUAAUGAAUUUGCUGAGCUGUGCAAUCUACGAGUCGGCAAAAACUUGAAUCUUAAUUUUUCAUCGAUUGAUGUCGCCUGGAGCACCAUUGAAGAGAACACAUUAGCAACAGCAGCUACAAAUGGAGCAGUGGUUGUGUGGAACCUCGGCCGCUCUGGUCGAUCCAAACAGGAACAUGUAUUCUCAGACCACAAGAGGACAGUCAAUAAGGUCAGCUUCCACCUCACAGAGCCAGCGCUGCUCAUCUCCGGCUCGCAGGAUGGUAUGAUGAAAUGCUUCGACCUGCGUAUGAAGGAGGUGGCGCGUACAUUUAUCAGCAACACGGAGUCCAUCCGCGACGUGCAGUUCAGCCCGCACCAGGCCCACACCUUCGCGGCCGUCUCUGAGAAUGGCAACGUCCAACUGUGGGAUGUACGCAAGCACGAGCGGUGCCUGCAGCAGUUCACCGCUCACUCCGGACCUGUGUUCGCCUGCGACUGGCACCCGGAGAUACCCUGGUUAGCCACCGCCUCCAGGGACAAGACUAUUAAGGUGUGGGACGUCCAUGCAAAACCAAAUCUGGAGCACACAAUAUACACCAUAGCAUCAGUGGGGCACGUGAAAUGGAGACCGCAGAGGAAGUACCAGGUGGCGUCGUGCGCGCUGGUGCUGGACUGCGCGGUGCACGUGUGGGACGUGCGCCGCCCGCACGUGCCGCUGGCCACCUUCGCAGAGCACCGGGACGUCACCACCGCCAUCGCCUGGCUCGCCUCGCCGCACGCCUUCCUCUCCACCAGCAGGGAUUGCAGCCUGUACCGGCAUCGGUUCACGGAGGCGGCGCAUCCAGUGUUGUGGGCGAACCCGCAGGGCGUGUGUGUGUCGGCGCGGGGAGAAGUAGCGCAUGCAGCGCCCGAAAGGCCAUUGCCGCCGCCGCUACUGCAUGCGCGCCCACCCGCGCCGCCCGGACUGGGGCGCAAGCAGCCGACGGCGGGCGCGCUGGGCGGCGCGGCGCAGGCGGAGCUGGAGGCGGCGUUCCCGGGCGGCGCGGCGUCGGGCGUGGCGCGGCACGCGGCGGCGCGCGCGCACGGCCCGCUGGUGGGCUGCGCGCGCGGCUACCGGCUGCGGGGCCGCGCGCCGCACGCGCUCGCCGCGCACAACGCGCUCGUCGCGCGCGCGCACCGCCGCCCGCUGGCCGCGCUCGUGUGGGACGUGGCGCGCGCCGCCUGCAGGCCGGCGCCGCACGUGCCCGCACGACGGUACGUACCACCCACCCCUGCGCCCGUGGUGGAGGAGGCGGGCGCGGAGGAGGCGGAGGAGGAGGCGGAGGCGGAGGAGUGGGCGGGCGCGCAGUUCCACAACUCGGGCGUGCUGGGCGUGCCCACGCUCACCGUCUACAUCCCGCCCGCGCGCCGCCUCCGUGCUGCUGACGAGAGCGCGGGCUGGGUGUCGGCCGCGUCCGCGCACUACGUGGACGUGGAGGCGGCCGACUGGACGCUGCCCGAGGAGGCGUUCCCGCUGCGCGCCGCGCAUCCGCAACAUCCGCCGCAUCCGCAGCAUCCGCAACAUCCGCACCAUCCGCACCACCCCCCGCCGCCGCCCGCCCGCGCCCCGCACCUCCCGCGCGACGACCGCGACCUGUGUGACGGGUGGAGCGCGGGCACUAUUUGCGAGCCCGGCUGCGGGCCGGGCUGCGGGCCGGGCUGCGGGCCGGGUUGCGGGCCGAGCUGCGGGCCGGGCUGCGGGCCGAGCUGCGGGCCCGGCUACGGACCAAGCUCGCCUGUCGCGGGCUCGUCCCCGGGCUCGUCGUCGCCGGGCAGCGAACCCGCACCGCCGCCCGCCCACCACUCAUCCCUCAACAUGAUGGAGGAGUCGUCGGAGGGCUCGUCGUCGGCGGCGGAGGCGGGGGUGGGUGCGGCGGGUGGUGCGGGUGGUGCGGGUGGUGCGGGGGGUGCGGGCGGUGCGGGGGGCGCGGGGCGCGUGCCGCUGGACGUGGCGCCGCUGCUGGCGGCGGCGCUGCGCCACCACGCCGACCUGGGGGACGUGCAGACCGCCGCCGCCGUCAUGAUCGUGCUGCAGGAGUACAGAAGUGACUUGUUCCCGUACAUCGACGAGAGUCUUCAGGAACAGUGGCUAUUAGGAUACAUAGAGCUGUUACAACGGCAUAAGCUGUGGAAUGUCGCUACAGAGGUGAUCCGGUGCGCGUGGCUGAGCAGCGUGUGGUCGAUGUCGCAGCAGUCCACCAGCGUGGCCACGUGCUGCGGGGGCUGCGGACGACGCACGCGCCCCCGCCAGCCCUGCGACCGGUGCGCCCCCGGCGCCUCCCCCGACCUGUGCGCCGUCUGCCGCCAGGUGGUCCGCGGUCUGUACGCGUGGUGCCAGGGCUGCUCCCACGGCGGUCACCUGCAGCACAUGAAGACCUGGCUCGAGCAGCACCAGCUCUGUCCAGCCGGCUGCGGCCACCAGUGCCAACUCGGCUGA
This is a messenger RNA of Achroia grisella, 2721 nucleotides long. RefSeq names its product GATOR complex protein WDR24-like (gene Wdr24). The transcript is spliced from 16 exons. Gene Ontology annotation, biological process: positive regulation of TOR signaling. Lineage: Eukaryota; Metazoa; Arthropoda; Insecta; Lepidoptera; Pyralidae. Bases 142 to 2721 code for a protein of 859 amino acids. Gene Ontology annotation, molecular function: protein binding. The record is from RefSeq and is a predicted model, not a curated record.